Molecule: messenger RNA, 2820 nt
Organism: Colletotrichum scovillei
Lineage: Eukaryota; Fungi; Ascomycota; Sordariomycetes; Glomerellales; Glomerellaceae
Exons: 2
Coding region: 1-2820 (939 amino acids)
Biological process (GO): protein ubiquitination; ubiquitin-dependent protein catabolic process
Molecular function (GO): ubiquitin protein ligase activity
Source: RefSeq, a predicted model, not a curated record
AUGGACAAUCUGCAUCCACCUCCUACUCUGGAAAAUACAGGGGUGUGGCAGAACCUCUCGCUGUGGACCGCCCACCAGGUUCAAUACGCCGUAAACAUCACCAAGCUCGCUCCUUCCUUCGAAGACCUGGUAUGGGCUGGCCCGAGGAUGGUGCGAAAGCUCACGGCCUAUCUUCCCAUUCCCGACUCCCUCGAGAGAGUCAUUCCAGAAGCAACGGGACCCGGCAUCCUACGUACUACCGACGCGGCCACGACCGCUGCCUUCGAUAUGAAUAUACCUCCUCCCAUAGGCCGCCUUCCUGGAACUGGUUCUGCUAUUCCGGCUGAUCCAGAUGCUGUCUUGGCGUCUCCAAAGUUCACCAUGGAGGGCGCAAGAGGGCUAGGUAGUGUCUUCAGCUAUGCAACGAGCAAGUGGGCGCUUUGCUGUAUUGCCAUGGCAAUCGUCCUCAACCGCACGCACAUCUUCGCAGCUACUCGCCGACGCUUGCGACUCACUCUGCCGAUUCGACUGGCCUUGCGUGGCCUGCCCGUUCUUCUAUUCUUGGUACAAGCGCGCGGCCUACUGCGGUCAAUCCAGUGCCAAACAUCUCCCGACUUUGCCGAAAUGCGCUGGGGAAAUACAACCGGCGGUCUCCUCCAUACCAUGAGUUCAGCACUGUUGUUGGGGGCUUCGGACGAAGCGUCCUGCACAGCUGUGGGCAUGAUUCCAACAAAUACCAAUGACGCGACGCAGGACAUGAGGGGAUCUCUGUCUCUGUUGUGGCCGCUAUUCGGAACGUUUUGCUUCAGUCAAUUCCUGGAGACCGUAUCGUGUGCUGUGCAGGGCCGACCCGUAGCAGCCGAGACGGGCAUGACGCUUUUCGAGCACUCCCUUGCCUUUGCCGAAGCGGAUGCUGCCAUUAGCAACCAACUUGGCUGGGGCUUGUUUACCCAAUCUCAAGUGGCAGAUGCUGCUUCGACGAGCGCCAGCAGCAUAGCCAUCAGCCGCUCCAUGAUCCUCAGAAGGGUCAACACCUCACCUGAGGUUCUGCUCGUUGCCUUUCUUUCAACCAUGAGCCACAUUACCAGCCAUUUGCUAGGCAUCUUCAACCUGCAAGCCAGAUUCCGACUCGUCAGCACCGGAUUCUGGGGCCUAUGCUUCAUGGCAAGCAUUCUUUGGAGUGCUUUCACGUUCUCCCUGGAUGAUCCUGCGAAGCAAGGCCUGCUGCGAUUUCCGACAGUCUGCAUCAUCGGCUUCAUCCCUCAUGUUCUUGUGCUAGGUGGCAUUCUGGUCUGUUUCUUCAUCUACCUACUCGCCCUCGGUCUGGCGGCCCUCACGCCAACAGAGGGUCAAUCAGGACAGAGGCUGAGCCUUCGCGAGCGGCUGGCGCAAGCCCACGCCAACAUGCAAGCCAACCUCUCUUUAUCCGACAUUCGGAUCACUAUGGAAAUGGACUUUUACACCGCUUUGCUUCGGACCGGCUUUGGGGCUAUUACUAUGGCAAGCGAAGCCGUCUACCUGAACGAAGACAGAGACGUCACAAUGAGACCGCACACGUGGCUUGAGGAAGAGAGGUACCGCGAGCUUGAAGAAUUACGAAACCAGUGGAUCGGAGCCGGCGCUCCUGACUCUCACUAUGAUACUAUUGGCACGAUUGGUCUAGUGCCGGUCAAGGACGACCACAUGUUGUCCAAGAAUGGAUACGCUCGCGAACGGGCGGCCCAAAAGGUGCCCAAAUCACGGUCUGGGGAGCGAAGAUUACGGGACGGCGUUGGCGCUGCGGAGCGGAGUGGCCGAUGGUUGAUGGCACUGGACUUCAUCAUGAACAUCAACAGACUGAUCUUCCGGACGUGGGCUACCACUAUGCUGAAAAUACUUUCCAAGAUUGGCUUACGGCACCCGAGGCUCCUCCUUUGGAUCGUUCGCCGACCCAAAGCUGCCACCGACUUGAGGAAGUCGAAUCCCAAGGAUAGUGCCGGCCGUUCUCAAGCACCUGCAGGUCUUACCGAGUCACCCAUGAACAUUCCACUGACCGACAGCGUUGAUGUCGAAUCCGAGUUCCGGCAGCAAGUAUGGAGGGGAAACCAGAACUGGGCUCCCACGGACGACGCCGACCUCGAUUCGAAGCUGUACGGCUGGUGGCUGAAGGGUGGAUGGUGGGGCUCGGCAGACAACAGCGGAGAGUACCAACCGGCGGCGGCAUAUGAUGAUGACGAUACGACGAGCGUCGUUUCUUUCAGCACGAACGGCGAUAGCGAUUGGGAAUCGGAAGACGCUGGGCAGAGAACGCCCACGCAGUCUAGGACAUGGGCUUCGCGCGAGCACACACCGGUCCCGGAUGAUUCAUUACAGCUGUCAGAUCUGGCACGCCUGCUACACCCUAGCAACCCCGAAGAGAGGGAAGAGGCGCAUGCGUUGGCCGCGCAUCUGAGUAGCGACAGAAUCGUGACACGAUCACAGUAUCUCAGGUCACGGCAGCUCCAGCGAACUCAGAUACUGCAGCCAAACGGGCAGUCAAAUCGUGUCAUGACGCGGCCGGUCAAGAUGACACCAGACGAGGAGGUUCAACGCUUGGAGCAGUUGCUGCUGUCCCGGCGCUCCCAGUUCUCGACUUCCGUGGAUCGCGGGACAUCGACAUGGGCAGAAGGGGCGGCUGGUCUAGGUCCGGACGGUCCGCAGUGUGUCGUCUGCCAGAGUUCCCCCCGGACCAUCAUAGUCUGGCCCUGCCGGUGCUUGAGUCUUUGCGACGACUGCCGAGUGUCACUUGCUAUGAACAACUUUGACAAAUGUGUGUGCUGUCGUCGGGAGGUCAUCAGCUUCAGCAGGAUCUACGUGCCCUAG